AUGAAGGAAUCAUUACACAGGUUAGUGCCAGAUGAGUCGAGCGACGGAGACGGUGGGGAGGUGAUGCUGUACUGGAACAAUAAACAGAAAAGAUUAAAAGUGUCUCACGAGGUCCGCGCGUCCUUCUGCCGCCUCAUGCUGCACCUGCUCGUGGACCGCGACCCUCAGGAGCCCGUCACACCCGUCAAGUACGCGAGGCUGUGGGCUGAGGUCGCCGCCACCAUACGAGUGAACGACUAUCAAUGCGUGAAAGGCGGUCAGGACGCGACCAGGAAAAAAGUGAAGAAGCAGUUCGAGUCUACCAUAGACUUCGUUGAGGACUACUUGUGUAAAGACGUGACUAGGACGUGGUACUUGAGCGACCACGACCAGAACAAGUUGACCUUUGAGGUCGUUAAACUGGCUGGAGAAUUAACUUACUUUGGGUUUUAUAGGUGGUGGGCGGAGGGCCGGCGUCCUCGCCGCCCGUCAGCCUUGGCCCUGGCCCGGAAACAUCCACUAGUGAUGGAGACCAAGCUGAAGAUUAUAGAAAUACUGCAGUUUAUCCUGGACGUUCGUUUGGACUACCGCAUCAGCUGCCUGCUGUCGAUCUUCAAGAAGGCCUUCGAGACCUCCUCGCCGGACGCUCUCGGUCGAGUGGACGUGGAGGCCAUAGGACUACAGGCCGAGGGGAUCUUCAGCUGUCGAGACGGUUUAGACCUGGAUGCUUGCGGCGGUCGUAUGGUGUUGAGAGUUCUGCUGCAGCUGUGUUCCCAGGGUGCUUCGGCCAGUCUCGUUUCAGGAGCCCUAGCGCUGCUAUUCCGUCAUUUCAGUCAGAGACAAGAAGUUUUGGAGGCUUUUAAGCAGGUCCAACUGUUAGUGUCUGACGCGGACGUGGAGUCCUACAAACAGAUCAAGGCCGACCUGGACAUACUGAGACAGAGCGUUGAGAAGUCGGAGCUGUGGGUGUUCAAUAAGGGACGCGCCGGGAUUAUAGAUGAUCACAGCGGUGAGAAUUUAAUAUAG
Molecule: messenger RNA, 1005 nt
Organism: Danaus chrysippus (African queen)
Lineage: Eukaryota; Metazoa; Arthropoda; Insecta; Lepidoptera; Nymphalidae
Source: the annotation of a GenBank genome assembly